CCCGGAGCCCCGCCGCCUCCUCCAGCCCGAGCUGCCCGCCCUGCGGCGACUGCGCGGGCCGCAGCCCAGCAAGCCGAAAAAAGGGCUCAUAGCCAACAUCUAAAGCACACUGAACACCAGGAGCGGCUGCAUGGACCUGGACACGUGUCUGCCUGACCUGCCCCUGGGCUCUUGGUAGGACGCCCUGCAGCAAUGCAGACAGGGGCCUGCAGGGAGAGGCCACAUCCCCAGGAGCCAGGCUAUCAGAAAGGUGGGGCAAGAGGCCAGCUGUGCUCGCUUUGCAGUGCGGUCCCGUCCAAGCACGGCCCCUCAUUUCUGGAACCCGGCUGUAAACAGCAGGAGGGAGGGGCGGCGGCGCCUGCCAAGGGAGGCAGAGGCCCUGCGGGGAACUUACCAGAGGAAAACAAGUGCUCGCAUCCUGGGGCCCUCACACGCACGCGCAGGAGGCCAGGCGUGCUGCUGAUAAGAGCCUGCAGGUUUGCAGAGAAGUGCAGCACGCAGGUCCUCACCAGAGUUCUGGUGGCCACCUCUGUCCCGCUAUGCUGCUCACUGACAGUGUCCAGGGCCCACAGCACCAAGAGGCUCGGGCCACAAAGUAAAGGGUUGCGAGCCUCGCCGACUGACAUGUGGGGCUGCGGCUGGUUCAACGGCACAGGGCUGGUGGAGGAGCUGCCUGCCUGCCAGGACCUGCAGCUGGGGCUGUCACUGCUGUCGCUGCUGGGCCUGGUGGUGGGCGUGCCAGUGGGCCUGUGCUACAACGCUCUGCUGGUGCUGGCCAACCUACACAGCAAGGCCAGCAUGACCAUGCCAGAUGUGUACUUUGUCAACAUGGCAGUGGCGGGCCUGGUGCUCAGCGCCCUGGCCCCUGUGCACCUGCUCGGGCCCCCGAGCUCCCAGUGGGCAUUGUGGAGCGCGGGUGGCGAGGUCCACGUGGCACUGCAGAUCCCCUUCAACGUGUCCUCACUGGUGGCCAUGUACUCCACCGCCCUGCUGAGCCUCGACCACUACAUCGAGCGUGCACUGCCGCGGACCUACAUGGCCAGCGUGUACAACACGCGGCACGUGUGCGGCUUCGUGUGGGGCGGUGCACUGCUGACCAGCUUUUCCUCGCUGCUCUUCUACAUCUGCAGUCACGUGUCCACCCGCGCGCUGGAGUGUGCCAAGAUGCAGAACGCAGAAGCCGCCGACGCCACGCUGGUGUUCAUCGGUUAUGUGGUGCCUGCACUGGCUGCCCUCUACGCGCUGGUGCUACUCUCCCGCGUCCGCAGGGAGGACACACCCCUGGACCGGGACACGGGCCGACUGGAGCCCUCGGCACACAGGCUGCUGGUGGCCACCGUGUGCACGCAGUUUGGGCUCUGGACGCCACACUAUCUGGUCCUGCUGGGGCACACGGUCCUCGUCUCGCGAGGGCAGCCCGUGGACGCACACUACCUGGGGCUGCUGCACUUUGUGAAGGACUUGUCUAAACUCCUAGCCUUCUCCAGCAGCUUCGUGACACCGCUUCUCUACCGCUACAUGAACCAGAGUUUCCCCGGCAAGCUCCGGCGGCUGAUGAAGAAGCUGCCCUGUGGGGACCGGCACUGCUCCCCAGACCACAUGGGGGUGCAGCAGGUGCUGGCCUAGGCGGCCCAGCCUUCCCAGAGAGAACGUGACUGUGGUGGACGCAGAGCAGUUAGUUACCCUGAAUGCCUCCGCGUCCUUCCAGAAGGAGAUGAGCUGCUGGAAGAGAAGUAGGAGGGGUGUUUUUCUUGAAGUUUUCUUUUUCCCACAAAUGCCACUCUUGGGCCAAGGCCAUGGUCCCAGUGGCUGGCAUCUGGCGUGAGCUUCCCCGAGGCCUGUGCGUCUCCUGAACACACAGCUCAAGGUCCACAUCCGCAAAAGCCUCCUUGCCUUCAGCUUUCUCAGCAUUCAGUUUGUCAAUGAAGUGAUGGACGCCUAGAGCCAGUGUAUAUACUUUGUGGUUAAAAUACUUGAUUCCCCCUUGUUUGUUUUAUAAAAACAGAUGUUUUCUAGAAAAAUGACAAGUAUUAAAAUGAAGGAAACCCUAUGAAGGAAUGGCAACAGCCGGGGUGGCUGGGCCCUGGCAGAGGGCGGCGGCUGCUGGCCGGGCCUGCUGGGUGUGCCGCGGUCACCAUAGGGUUCUGAGAACAUUUCACAGAAGUGCCUGAGACACGGAGACAGGGCUGGUGUUAAAUGGAGUUACUUAGUAGCAGUGACGCGCUCUCAGUCACCAAAUGUCCCUGACACCCUCCCCAGCCCCCAGAGAUAACAUCAGCUGAGGCUUUUUUCAGUAUGAACCUGUUCUAAAUCAACUCCUCAAAGUGUGCACAAAACUAAAGAAUAUAAAUAAACAAAAGAAAGG
Molecule: messenger RNA, 2365 nt
Organism: Piliocolobus tephrosceles (Ugandan red Colobus)
Lineage: Eukaryota; Metazoa; Chordata; Mammalia; Primates; Cercopithecidae
Gene: GPR146
Product: G protein-coupled receptor 146
Exons: 3
Coding region: 193-1626 (477 amino acids)
Biological process (GO): G protein-coupled receptor signaling pathway
Cellular component (GO): membrane
Molecular function (GO): G protein-coupled receptor activity
Source: RefSeq, a predicted model, not a curated record